Messenger RNA from Necator americanus (New World hookworm), 1134 nucleotides. RefSeq lists its product as uncharacterized. NCBI's taxonomy places the organism in Eukaryota, Metazoa, Nematoda, Chromadorea, Rhabditida, Ancylostomatidae. The transcript is spliced from 5 exons. The coding region runs from base 1 to 1134 and encodes 377 amino acids. The record is from RefSeq and is a predicted model, not a curated record.
AUGGUUCUAAAUAUACGCGGUUAUCUGAGUCCACUUUAUCGGCGUUUGUCUAUCCGUUUGUUUCAUAACAGUCAAUCCGUUUGGAUUUUUAAGUGUUAUAAAGUACAAUGCAACACUGGGACUAACGCAACGAUGUCUACUCUAAGGACCUACAUUGCUGCUGCUGUGAUGUCCACCGUUAUACUCUUGUACUACUGCAACAGAAUAAUAAGCUACUCAGAACAACAUCAACGAUUCGUCACAUUCCGCUUCAACCCAUAUAGAAUUGGAAAUCAGAUGUUUCGGAUUGCAUCUGGAUAUGGUAUUGCAAAGCGGCUUGGUAGAACACUGUAUUUCAAUCUGAGUGCAGAGCUACCGAAAUGGAAAAGGACUAGGAUGGCGAUCUGUACUUAUAACGCACGUACGCUUGCAUCGGAAGCGGCCAUCGAAGAUCUGAUGAUGCAAGCGAAGAAGAUCAAGUACGACGUCAUCGGACUGACCGAGACGAGACGACGUCACCCUCUCAAAGCCGUAUAUGAGACUGGAGAAGAACUGUUCUUAGGAACAUGCGACAGUAGAGGUGUUCUGCCUGACGACGUCGCUGUUGUACCAAAUUUCUAUACGGGAUCGGACCAUCGCCUUCUUCGAGGAAAAUUUUCCUUCACAAGGAGAGCAGAGAAAGCCGCCAAGUUCAGAGAGAGAAAUGCCAGGACUACCAUCAACUGGGAUCUCUUCGCUCCACGAGUCGGCUUUUGGGAAGAUUCCAUAAUGGACAACAUCGACGAGGAAUACGACCGGUUUGUUGAACACCUUCACGACUGCGCGAAGAAGGCUGAGAGUUUUAAAACCAACAAUAGGCGCCUGUCUUCUGGAACUCUUGAACUGUUACGCCAGCGUGGAGCAGCACGAGCCGCAGGGAACCAAGCACUCACGUCCGAACUCGCAAGGCUUUGCAGAGAGGCGAUAAAGGUAGACCUUAAAGAGAGAAGAGCAGAAGUGCUGGCUGAAGCUACAGAGGCGGGGAAAAGCGUCCGCUAUGCCCGUCGAGACUUCGCCAGUCGCAAGACGAAGAUGACUGCUCUCCGGAACCCAAAGGGAACAGCCAUUGCAUCGAGAAGGGGGGAUGGAGAAAAUCAUUUACGACUUCUACUCUGA